GUUAUCAGAUAUGUUUUAUGUGUAAGUUUGUAACUACAGACGUUAUACUUCGUCUUAAUGCAUGUUCUCUGUGAUUUCUCAUUAAUAUCACUCUAUUGUUGAUCUGUGAUCUGGUUCUCAAGAUCCUUAUCCCCUUAUGAUUGUGGUGACAGUUUUUGCUUACAAUGAAUAAUAUUUAGGUGUUAGUCUUGAGUUUCAAUUUAUUAUGACUAUUAUUGUUUACGAGGAUUGUAGAAAGGAGCCUCUGUUUUCAGAAUAGGUAAUAUAGUCCAUUGUAGUGGUACAUGUGCUAUACUUAAUAGUAAUUGGCAAACACUUAUCUUUCGAUUUGGAGGAAAAUAGACUUGACUCAGCCAGGUUCAUGUGAGGAAGAGAAAAGAAAGAGGGGAGGCAUAUGAGUGGUUGAGUUCUGCCAGCUGUACUGUAAAACUGAAAGUUCCAGGUGAGUCAGCUGAUUGACGACGAGGCUCCUGUGGAUGUUGGCCAUGGAUGAAGAGCUAUUGCCUUUGGACUGCCUGCUGCCCUCAGGCACACAGAGGAUCUGUCUGAUCAUUCUGAACCAGCCUCUGGAUAAGGACUACCUACAUAUCCUCUGGAAUAAAGCUCUCUUGAAGGCAUGUGCUGAUGGAGCUGCCAAUCACCUUUACACCAUCACUGCUGGAGUUAGAGACAGCUUCCUCCCCGACUAUAUCAGUGGAGAUUUUGAUUCCAUUACUGCAGAGGUCAAAGCUUUCUUUUCAGACAAGGGGUGCAGGCUGAUAGAAACAGCCGACCAGGAUCUAACAGACUUCACCAAGUGUCUUGCAAUCAUGGUGGAGGAAAUUGAGACACGGAAGUUACAGGUGGAUGCCAUAGUGACGCUUGGCGGUCUGGCUGGCAGAUUUGACCAGACCAUGGCAUCUGUUGAGACCCUCCACCACGCUCUGUCCAUGACAAAACUCCCCUUGUUCAUCAUACAGGGGAGCAGCCUGGCAUGUCUACUCAGACCUGGCAGCCACAGACUGGGGGUGAACACAGGCCUGGAGGGCGACUGGUGCAGCCUCAUUCCAGUAGGUGGACCCUGCCAAACAAUCACCACCGGACUCAAAUGGAACCUGAAUAACCAAGUCCUGCAGUUUGGGAAGCUGGUCAGCACCUCCAACACCUAUGAACCCGUUGCCCCUGGAGAGCCCAGGAAGCCUGUGACGGUGACAACAGACCAGUCCCUGGUCUGGAGCAUGGGGAUAUGCAAGGACAGGGGAUGACUCAGAGGAUCUAUUCUUCUUGAUAAAUUAGUUUCAUAGUCUAAUCUCAAGUGGUCAAAAACCUCAUUUAAUUGUUUUUAAAAUGAUAUAAUGGUGGAAAGCAGGAAAAUUCAAAACUGACCUGAUGACUAUUUUUAGUAUUUAUAUCUUAGUGACCACCCUUGAAAGUUGUGUAUCUUGUGUAUCUACUGUACUAGUUUAAUGUUUAGUUUUUACCCAACACUCGAUUGUAAAAGGUUCAGUUCAUGAGCCAUGUAUGGAUUAAUUCCUGCUUCUGAACCUGACUCCCAAUCAGUGUCUGGUCACCUAGAUGUAAACACAUUUUUCAUACCAGAUAGCUUUUAGUUAAUGACUGAGCUGCCAGCAUAUCUUCCUUAGGUAUCUGCUUUAUAUCACAGUCUACAGUAUGUGCCUUUAAUCAGGACUGAUCCACGGUCUUCUUGUGGAUGCCACAUUAACAUGAUCUAGUCUAAGUAUUUGUGCCUUUUGACAACAGUUUCAUGCUGUGGUUCUGAAAGUCAGACAGGUAAGGUAACGUGCUGCAUGCUGCAGUUAACAAACAGGAGAUGUGGACAGACAGCACAAGCGAAUCUCUGGGUUUCAAUUUGUUUUAUUUACACAGCGAAAUAUAAAUGUUGUGUACAGAAUGUAGAAAUGCCAUCCCUUCAGUUCCCGAUCACACCAGCCCGAUAACGUUUGUCUCCAGAUCCUCUCCUGCCCCCCGAUAUCAAAGUUUGUGUUUUUGCUCAACCAGGAUCUAACCAC
This is a messenger RNA of Scatophagus argus, 2009 nucleotides long. It is a transcript of the gene tpk1, whose product is annotated as thiamin pyrophosphokinase 1. Gene Ontology annotation, biological process: thiamine diphosphate biosynthetic process; thiamine metabolic process. Lineage: Eukaryota; Metazoa; Chordata; Actinopteri; Scatophagidae. The coding region runs from base 477 to 1244 and encodes 255 amino acids. The transcript is spliced from 9 exons. The record is from RefSeq and is a predicted model, not a curated record. Gene Ontology annotation, molecular function: thiamine binding; thiamine diphosphokinase activity; ATP binding.